Molecule: messenger RNA, 3923 nt
Organism: Ostrea edulis (European flat oyster)
Lineage: Eukaryota; Metazoa; Mollusca; Bivalvia; Ostreida; Ostreidae
Product: catenin beta-like
Exons: 14
Coding region: 495-3026 (843 amino acids)
Biological process (GO): positive regulation of transcription by RNA polymerase II; cell adhesion
Cellular component (GO): catenin complex; adherens junction
Molecular function (GO): protein phosphatase binding; transcription coactivator activity; alpha-catenin binding
Source: RefSeq, a predicted model, not a curated record
GGGGUUUGAAACUACCCAUCUAGAACCUCAUUUAAGGUUACUGGCGGACAUGGUUUAGGGGGUCACACUUGACACAUGUCAUAGUUGACUAUUUAAAUAAGGCAUCUAUCCAUCUCCCCUUAGUCGUGUCAAUGAUUGGCAGAAGAAUGUAGGGUUGUGGUUGAGUCCACAUCACCUGUGAGGGGUGUUCAAGACUGAAAUGAUUAAAAUUGCCUGUCAGUGAGGAGUGUAAAUAUUAGUCACAUUAUCCCUGGAUUUUAAAUGUGGGAGAGAGAACGCUGUGACACUUUAAUUGUGACUGUUUCAUUGACUAAAGUCACUUUCAAAACAUUGAAGAGUUUUGACAACCUUCAGUAGUUUGGAUGUAAGCUGUCUGUUUGGUGCUGUGAUACAUUCAUACAUUGUGAUAUCUUCAAUGGGAAUUCCUACCUUCAUUAAUUAAGUUACUUGUACACCAUGUGAGAUCAAAGAGUUAGAGAGAACCAGAGAAAACCAUGAGUACAUAUCAGAUGAACCAGAGUGAUGGGGGGCCCAGGUCUAUGUCAGGUGGGGGACAGAAUUACAUGGACCUUUCCAACAUGCCCCUGGAGAACAAGCAGGAACAGACCAUGAUGUGGCAACAAAACCAGUACAUGGGGGACUCUGGCAUCCACUCAGGGGCCACAACCCAAGCCCCCUCCAUCAGCAGCAAGGGAGGCCACCACGAAGAUAUCGAGGAACCCCAGUCUAACAUGGAAACCUCCCACAUGGGAUUUGAAUGGGGGGAUCAGCAAUACCCACAGCUGGGAUACACGCAGGAACAAAUUGAUGAUGUCAACCAACAGUUGAAUCAGACUCGAUCACAGAGGGUGAGGGCUGCUAUGUUUCCCGAGACUUUGGAUGAGGGAGUACAAAUUCCCUCUACCCAGGUUCACCCGGACCAGCCUACAGCAGUCGGGAGGCUGACAGAACCCUCGCAAAUGUUGAAACAUGCCGUAGUAAAUCUCAUCAAUUAUCAGGAUGAUGCUGAUCUUGCCACAAGAGCAAUUCCGGAGCUGACCAAGCUUCUGAAUGAUGAAGAUCAGGUGGUGGUUGGCCAAGCAGCAAUGAUGGUGCAUCAGUUAUCCAAGAAGGAGGCCAGUCGUCAUGCAAUUAUGAACUCCCCCCAGAUGGUUGCAGCCCUUGUGAAGGCUAUGAACAAUACCUCUGAUUUGGAAACCACUCGCUGUGCUGCAGGAACACUACACAACCUGUCACACCAUCGCCAGGGACUUCUGGCCAUAUUCAAGUCCGGUGGAAUCCCUGCACUUGUCAAAUUGCUGAGCUCUCCAGUGGAAUCUGUGUUAUUUUAUGCAAUUACUACUCUUCACAACCUACUGCUUCAUCAAGAAGGUUCCAAGAUGGCUGUUCGAUUGGCAGGGGGUCUACAAAAAAUGGUGGCAUUAUUACAAAGGAACAAUGUCAAGUUUCUGGCUAUUACUACAGACUGUCUACAAAUUCUAGCUUAUGGAAAUCAAGAAAGCAAGUUGAUUGUUUUGGCUAGUGGAGGACCGGGUGAACUGGUGAGAAUAAUGAGAUCGUACACUUACGAGAAGCUGCUCUGGACAACCUCCCGAGUAAUCAAAGUUCUGUCCGUCUGCUCCAGCAACAAACCUGCCAUUGUGGAAGCAGGUGGUAUGCAAGCUUUGGCUAUGCAUUUAGGACACCAGAGCCAAAGAUUGGUACAGAACUGUUUGUGGACGAUUAGAAAUUUGUCAGAUGCUGCUACUAAGUGUGAAAACAUGGAAGGCAUCUUACAAAUGCUUGUCCAGCUUCUCUCCUCAAAUGAUCUCAAUGUCGUGACCUGUGCUGCUGGUAUCCUUUCAAACUUGACCUGUAAUAACCAGCGUAACAAGGUCAUCGUGUGCCAGGUUAAUGGCAUUGAAGCCUUGGUCAGAACCAUCCUGCAGGCAGGAGACCGUGAGGACAUCACCGAACCAGCGGUGUGUGCUUUGAGGCAUUUGACUAGCCGUCACCCAGAAUCUGAGAUGGCCCAGAAUGCUGUGCGUCUACACUACGGACUUCCUGUUCUAGUCAAGUUACUUCACCCACCAAGCAGAUGGCCACUCAUCAAGGCUGUGGUUGGUCUCAUCAGAAAUCUGGCCCUUUGUCCAGCAAACCAUGCCCCAUUGAGAGAACACGGGGCACUGCCAAGGAUUGUCCACCUCCUCAUCAGAGCUCAUCAGGACACACAGAGACGAGCCUCAAUCAGUUCCAAUGGACAGGGGUCAGGGUACGUCGAUGGAGUCCGUAUGGAGGAAAUCGUGGAAGGAACAGUGGGAGCUCUUCACAUAUUGGCCAGAGAGGCUCACAACAGAGCUGUCAUCCGUGGUCUCAAUGGCAUUCCUCUUUUCGUGCAGCUGUUGUAUUCUCCCAUUGAGAAUAUUCAGCGUGUGGCAGCCGGAGUUCUGUGUGAACUGGCAGCAGAUAAGGAAGGUGCUGAGCUUAUUGAGCAAGAGGGGGCCACAGCACCACUUACCGAAUUGUUACACUCCCGGAAUGAAGGAGUUGGUAAGCAAUCACAUCACAGAAAUCUCAAUGAUAAUGCUACCUAUGCAGCAGCUGUACUUUUCCGCAUGUCCGAAGACAAACCACAGGAUUACAAGAAGAGGCUUUCAGUAGAACUUACCAGUUCUCUGUUCCGGGACAACCAGAACAUGCCCUGGUCUGAUGUUCAGCCCCCAGGAUUCGAGGAUGUAGGACACAUGAUGCCCCCCGCUGAUGAUUCCUACCGAGACCAGAUGUACCAACCUCCUCAUCAUGACAGUCAAGGAAGCAUGCACAGCAAUGAUAUGAACAGAGGUUAUGAACACCAAAUCCCGAUUGACUCCAUGCAGGGACUUGACAUUGGCAGUCAAGGAGGAAGUCAGUAUGGGGGGAUGGAAAACUUGCCUGACCUGGGACCAAACGCACAGUCAGGAGACCUCAACUUUGAGAAUCUCGAAUCCAGUCUGCCCCAGCAGUCUGGCAAUAACCAGACCAUGCCAUGGUUUGAUACGGACUUGUAAAUGAAUGUGCCACAGCCUGGUAGAAGCCAUGACUCCUCUACUUGUCAACACAAAAAACAUUGAAAAUGUGUAGAGUAAUAUAGUCAGUUUUUUUCUGUGCAUUGGACCUGAUGUAAUAUGACAGAUGGAGGAGGACUUAAUGUCCAAAAGUCUCUUUUUAUAAAUCUUAGUCUGUGUACAUACGUUUAGGAGGAGGAUCAAAGAUUAAACAUACCAUGGGGGGGAUUUUUGUACAUCAACUUUAAUGUUCAAGGUUGUAAAUUGAGCAGCUGAAUUUUUUUUAACAUUUUGGCAUUUCCAAAACUAUCAUUGUUUCAACCACCUGGACCAGAAUUUGUUCUUGUUGUAAAUAAUUCAUUCCAUUAGUUUAAAAUAUUCAUCUCGUAUAUUCCUUAGAAUAGAACACCAUUACUACACAAAAAAGUUUGUAUUGUAAGCAGCAGGCCAUUCACAUGAACAAAUAAUUUGUAUUUCUGACGCCUACAAAACAAUGCAAAAAUUAGUGACGUCCCACCAAUUUGGAUUGUUUUCCCAAAGUUUAAAUGUUACAGUGGUUGGUCAGAAAUAUAAAUGAUCUAUAUUUUUAUAACAUUGCAUAUCUGUGUACGCUCCGUCAUUUAAGUGCCUCAAAGGUAGUCAUUUUAAGAUUUGGUCAUGUAUUUAUUGAAUUUUAUUGAUUCCAUGGAAACCAUCUCUGGCAGAACGUUUUCUAUCUUUUAAUUUCAUUGCACUGCAUUUGUCUGUAGAAUUAUUUUUGGUUUGUACUUUCUUUAUCUAUCUUUUUAUCCAUUUUAGAUAAUUUUAUAAUUCAGGAAAUUUAUUUAUAAUAGUUAACAUAAAGAUAUUACUAUGUGUUGUGUAAUGCAUGCAAUUCAAAAUAAAACUUCAGUUUUAGUA